AUGGACUAUAAAUAUGCUCAAGGAACCACCAAGACCGAAAUGCCAGCGCAAGGUUCUUCGUUGAAUGACAAGCGGAUGGAAAAGAUCAAAUUAGGCGUCAGAAUCCUCGAAAGCUGAGAAAGAACGUAACAGCCAUGGACGUCGGUGUGACUGGAGUAACAGCAGCCCAAGGCAGAAAGUUCGUCACAACCAUGGACGUCACUCUUGCUCGUCGUUUUGGAGCCGGUAAAA
This is a messenger RNA of Caenorhabditis elegans, 231 nucleotides long. The record is from the annotation of a RefSeq genome assembly. Lineage: Eukaryota; Metazoa; Nematoda; Chromadorea; Rhabditida; Rhabditidae.